AUUUUUGAGAUUUGGUUUAAUUUAGCAAAACACUUCCUUGUCAGCUGAUGGAGAAUGUGAAAUUGCGUUUUGGCUAAAAUGCCUAAUUUUAGCUCAAUGGGAAGCAACAUUUUUGUCCUGUGAACUCUAAAUUGACAAAUCAGUGCAGUAAAAAUUAAUUUGAGUAGGAAAGUGUCCAUGUUAUUCAGUAUGUUUAUGGAUAUCAGCUGUAAAAAUGUCUGCUUCUGAGGUAGCAUCUGAACUUUAGGAGAAAUUUUGGGUAUAAGUUCCGUUCAAGAAUUGUACAUCUUAGUCCAAGAUGGUGUACAUAUUCUUUGUCCAGUCUGGAACCAUGAUGACUUUUGAAAAUGAGAUCUCCAUUAUGCAGAGUGUGGCAGAUCUCAAGAGAAAAAUUUUCGAAAAAUGCCAUAUUCCCAUAGAACGACAAGUACUUUUGAUAAGUGGUGGAGAGCCUUUAGAUUCAAGUAAGAAUCUAUGCUCAUAUAUGGCUGGCACUGAUACCAAUCCUAUUUACUUGUUCUCAACAAAUUUUGACGUGUCACAACUAGAUAGUGGAAAAUAUCUUCAGUUAGAUGAUGAAGAAUUAAGAAAGCGGCUGAUAGAUGCCCGAUGCUUGCCGAUUUCUGUUAACACGGUGAAAACACGCACCUUGGUAUCUCAAGAUUUCGCGUCUGCAGCCAAGGAUCAAUUGGAGUUUUGCGAAAACUUGGUUCAUGAGCAACAUUUACAACAACAGGGGUGGUUUGCUGUUAUAGCUAAUCUAGAAGACAUUGGAAUGGAGUUUCGGAAACGAUGGGAGUUAUUCCAAAGAAUGUACCGAGAAUUUAGAGCGGACCGUGCUACCUACGAUGACUUUCUCGUAAGCUUUGAAGCUGACAAGAGAAUUCUCCAAAAAAUACCAGUAGUUGCGACGUUACUGGAAUCGGGAAACAACACAAUGGAAGAGUCAAAGUCUGAAAUAGCUAGUAAUGUAUCAGAAUCAGAAUCCGACAAGGAAAUUACUUUAUAUGACUGGAUAUCAUCUGACAAUAAAAAUUCGCUGGACGAAUUAUACGAACUUUGCAAAUCCAGUCUGAGCAAGUUCGAACAGGAAAUUAUGCCUUCUUUAACAAAAAAUAUUGAUGAGGCUUUGCUUAAUGCUGAGACAACAGAAAGGAAAGAAAUCGAAGGACUGGAGAAGCGACUGUGCGAUUUGGAUGAUCUGGUCAGAAAAGUAAAGGCUUACGUUGAAUGUCAGACUACGAUGGCGCAAAGUUUUUUACAACAUAAACAGAGUGUUACUAAUAUUAAGGACAAUUCAAUACUUCCUGAGUUGUCUGUUAGUCAUAUGCAUCAAUUGACUUUAAUACUAGAAACUCACGAGAAACUAAUGGAAGAUAGAAAUCGCAUAAUCAAAGCUAAAUUUGAAUUGAGUAAAAGCUUAUGCUUCAGAAUUGGUUGGGUUCAACAAGUAGAGGGAAAAUUGUGGGAGUUGGAUAAUCUAUUAGUAUAUUUUCAUGAGCAUUUACAAAGAUUACGAAAACAUUUAGAAGUGUUUCAGCAGCUUCAUAUUGCUCCAAUAAUCUAUAUGAAUGCAUUAGUUGAAGUGGUCAGACGACGAUUAUUUUCACAAUUGUUCUUGCUGUGGGCAUCUGAUCUUGCCUGUCAACAACUUACGAUUUAUAAUGAAGAAGUUACGAGAAGAAAGGAUUUUAAUGCCUUAUUUGAUGGACAUUUUCUUUCUGCGCUUUUCCCUGGAAUGAGUGAUAUCCCGCCUACUUUUGCUACAGAGGCACCCACUAUGUUCGACGCUCAGCUACCCAACGUUAGCGCUGAAGAUAUUGAGAAACUUCGGAAGCAAGUUCCCGAUUUUAUAGAGAAUUUGAUUGUUCCUGACAUGAGUCACGUUGCAAAUUUUUUUACUGGAAAAGUUUCUGGGAAAGAGAAGGUAGAUGAUAUUUUUCGGGGCAUUGAAGAUAAAUUAAUCCAAGCAGUAUCUGAUGUGGGACUUGCUAGCCAAUUAGAUCAGAAUAUGUUGAAAACAAGCAGCGAAUCUUGUUUAGUUUCCGCUCCUGGGGUAUCGGUUCCUAAAGAUGACAAGGGCUGUGAGUCCGAAACGGACACAGAAGAAUUUGAAAAAGUGGGUCAAAGUCCUAUGGAACUUGGUUUUCCUCAAGGUGAAUUCACUGGGACUGAAUCCAAAGUUACUGAAAAAAUCGACGUUUCAACUAUCACAGAGGUACGAAAUCCAGUAUAUCCUCCUAAAAAAACCCCGCGAUUCUUUCGCUCCACUCAAUCGUUUGAAACGGACUCUACGCCACGAACUCUGAGCAUUAGCAUGAAUGAAAGCUUCACUAACUUGAAAAAUAGUUCUCUUGACUCUAUCGACGAAAUGUCCAGUUUAAAAGUUUUUACAAAUAACACUGACAGUUGUUUUAACUCACACUAUAAUGAAUCCAAAAGUAGAGACCAUUCAAAUCUACUAUCUAGUACUAGUACUUCCAUACAUCUUUUGGAUUCUACCAGUUUGUCGACAUUCCCAAAGGCUAAUACACUUUUUCAACAUCAGAGCGGCGCGCUCUCGGGUUUGAUGCUUAGUCGUUCAAAGUCAGUUUCACCUCAGAGUCCGAGGGAUGUUCUAUUCCAAGAAACAAGUUCUCCUAACACCGGUAUGCAGUCCGAUUUCUCCACUGACGAAUACUAUAUCGAUGAAAGCAUGCCUUCUAGUGUCGGCACCGGCAACAGCCAAGGAUCUGAAUUCGUCAGACAGUUGGAUACCGCGAAUAUUGUUAUCGCGAUGCUUCAGGAAAAUCUUCAAAUUUCAAGAUUAGAACAUGAAAAGCUCAAGAACAUUGUGGUUAACUUGAGCGGAAUUGCAAAACUGGCAACGGCAAAUUUGCGCACAGACCUUAACACUUUUAAGGUACAGUUUGAAACUGAGUCACGGUCUUUAUCUCAGCAGUAUGGAGAUUUGGGUAGUUCUUGGGAGACGCUGCUGAUAGAGGUUGAUAAAAAUGAACAAGAAAUCGUAAGAUGCAUGAGGCAGGAAUGCUCUGAACAAAAAGACCAGUACCAGUACAAUUUAAUGGAAAAAGAAGAACUGAUUAAAAGAUUAGAUCGCGACAAUAGAAAACUGGAAAACGAUUUAAAGCUAACCAGUGUUAAAGUAAAGUCAUUAGAGGCACUAUUGGAUAAACAAAAUACGGAGACAGCAUCGAAAAUCGAGACACUUACUAAGCAGUUACAACAAAAAGAAUUGGACCAUCGUACUGAGUUAGAUAAUAUUAAGUCUAGGUUCAAGAUGAUUACUAUGGAGAAAAGUCCUUCAUUAACAUCUUUAGAGAAGGAGAGAAGCUCCGAUUUUGCAUUAGAUUCGACAUUAUUUUUACAAAUGACUGAAAAUUUCGAGUUAGAUAAAGCCCAGGCUGUUGCUGAAGAAAGAGCGCGCUGGGAACUUAUUUUAGAAGAUAAAGUGCAGGAAAGGUGUAAAGUAUUGUCCCGAGAGAUUACACGACGUAUAAGUCAUGAUAAAGAUUUACAAAUUGAUGCGCUAACACGACGAGAAACCGAUCUCAACCUAAAGAUUAUAAAAUACCAAACAAUAAUUGAUCAACUAACUGAUCGUGAAAGUAACUCUGAAACCGGUUUGGGUCAAGAAUUUGAAAAAAGUGAAGGUCGCAUUGAAGGCGCGUUGUCAAGAGCUGAUAUUGAUCAUGGAGCAAUGACAUUUUCAACAUUUGUGGAUAACGAAAAGAAACUGGAAAGUACAUUCGCUGGUCUUACUAAAAGCGAAAUUGGUACUGGUCAAGCUGAUGAUUUGAAUUUUAACGGUUUUAAGAUUGGAGCGCUUGUCUUAGUAUGCUGGGACGAAGUGUAUAAGAACUAUACAAUUUAUCAGCAUUCAAAACAGUUGUAUUUUUUACAUUUUGAUUCAUUAGCAAAUCUUGGAUUGAAUAUAGUUAAAGGUCAACCAAACAAGACACGUUGCAUUGGCCAGGUUAUUGAUAAAGAGUUAUGUGAAACUUUGAAGGAGACAAACCGCUUAAACAUUCCUAAAGGGACCAAGUUUUUUUUGGUUAAAGUAAAACCGGUCAAUGCCAUACCUGAAAAAGCGAAUUACCCUUCGCUCGAAAAAGGUGCAGAAUGCUCAGAGACUGCAACCGGUUGCAAUCAAACAGUUUCAUUAGGCCUAGAUGCAACAUGUAAACUGCCUGAUGAAGUGAUUUUAAGUGAUAUCGAAAAGCAAUUGGAACAGGAUAGUGCAAUUGUGGAUAGAAUUGAGCAGGCUUCUAUUACAAUAAAUGACAGUGAGCGGUCGGAUGUCGAUAGUACUUUGGGGCAACCGCACUUUUCAGAACUUGGAGCUUCGCAGCCUCCAUUUGAAAGACGCAGUAAUUCUGAAUCUGAGGAAAUCGAGUUGCUAAAAAGAGACAAUCAGCAGCUCAAAGAUCAGCUCGCUAGUUUCACUGGCGAGAAAAGUGCGUUGAUGACAACAUCUGUGGCUGUGUAUGAAGGAAAAAUGGAUGCAGCUACAAGCCCCUUAGAAGCUUUUCCAGCAAUACCAGAUAUGAGCAGAAGUGAAACAUCAACUCGUCCACAUCGGUUAAGUAUUGAUAGUUGCAAAAUAGGAGAUGUCGUAUUAUUGCUGUGGGAUCCAGUACAUGAAAACUUUAAAAUAUUGCAGGAGUCUAAACAUACAUAUUUUCCCCAUUCAGAUUGUUUAGAAAAGCUUGGGUUAUUAGUCACGGAAGGUAAACCAAAUAAAUUGUACUGCCUGGGAGAAGUAGUAGAUAGGGAAUAUUGCCAAACAAGAAAGAGUGAGAAUCGUUACAAAGUUCCAAAAGGAGCUAAAUUCUUCCGAGUUAAGUUGAAACCGAUAUCUGCUGCUCAUCGUGAGGCUGCGGAUCUAUCUCAAUCCGUUUAUUUACCGAAACAAGCUUCUGCAAUGUCAACCAGUCAUUCAGUAGCAACAACAUUCGGACCACUUGUAGAAGAAACACAAUGCCAAUUCAAUUUCGCUGAAAUGUCAGUUAUGACGUUUGGGUCCAUUGACAAUGUGGGAGAUCGUCCAUGCCCAUCAGAAACUGUCGAAAUACCGUCAAGUGAUGACCGUGGCUUGUCUGAAUUGCCGGCAGAAAAUCCUACUGCUGACACGAAUGAAAAGCCUUUCGCCGAGGACAGCGGAAUUCAAGAGGUUUUUCCUGGACUAGGAGACAUUGAUGGGUUUGAGGAUGAUUCGUGUAAUGAAGUGAUUGAACAAGCAACUUAUAGCACAAACUGGUUUGAAGCAAUGUUUCGAAGCAUGUUUAGCAAAUGAGUUCGUACAAAAAAUCGUUCAGACCGAAACUUUAAUCAAUUCAUAAGACAUACAGUGAGGUAGAGAAUAAUAACAGCAUUGGUUUUUGUCCUCCGCUUUAAUAGCCUUUGUGUAAUUUAAGGUCGUGAGAUAAUUGUUUUCCAAUAAAAUGAAAGAAAUAUUCUCUUCUAAUUUUAAUAAUUUUUUAGAUAAUUACUAUUGCGGCUCUAUUUUACUGCAUUAAUUUUUUAAAUUUAUGUGUAGAAUUAUGAAUUUUAAUUAUGAUUAAUUGUCUUGACUGAAAUCAGAUUUAUGUAUGCUUGAAAGGACAGAAAAGGGCUAAAAUUAAGAAAUAUUUUCAUUUCGUUGGCGUUCUUGUAAUAUACUUUAUUGUUCAUGUUUGAUAUUAAAUCAACCAUACAAUAAUAAUGCACAAAUAUUUACCUAUUAUUUUUUUCAUGUAAUUGUUAUUGAUAAUUUCUGCGGUGUUUCAAUUGUUGUCAGCAGUAAAAUAUAGGAGUACAGGAAACAAUAAUUGUUAUUAAAAAUUGUUAUAUUAAAAAAAAUCAGAAAUUCAGUAGUGGGCCAAUUUAUAUUUUAAGAUUGUAAACUUAUUUAAUUUAGUAUACUCAAUGACUGUUCUCAAUAGUUUAUGUAAAUAAUUUGAGUAUUCUUAUCUUAGAGCCUUAGGAUUAAAUAUGCAAUAAUUUAUUAAUUUAAACUGUGUAGGCUUUCACGGACGGUUAAAUUGGAAGUUGAAUUUAUUAGAUUGUUUCUGCUAUGUGAAAGUGCUAAGAAAAUCUGACGCGGAAUAUUGAUUGAAUUUAAUGAGUCCGUUAAGCAGAUCAUAAGCAGCUUUGCCACUAAGUCUGUAAAUAUUGCAAUAUUAAAUAUACUUUUUGCCUUAAAAGGUCAAAAUAAUGCACUGUAAUGAUUAUUGGUUUGCGAUAAACAAUACUUAAACUGAAUCAAAAUAGCGUAAACCAUGAUAUCAUCGGCUUGUUAGAACUGAAAAUAUUUUUACAUUUUAGUGCCUGUAAAUAUAAGUCGUCAAUUUUAUAUGUUACCAACGUAAAAUUAAUAAAUAUUCAAGAAAU
Molecule: messenger RNA, 6372 nt
Organism: Dendroctonus ponderosae (mountain pine beetle)
Lineage: Eukaryota; Metazoa; Arthropoda; Insecta; Coleoptera; Curculionidae
Product: RB1-inducible coiled-coil protein 1
Exons: 26
Coding region: 299-5296 (1665 amino acids)
Biological process (GO): autophagy of peroxisome; autophagosome assembly; reticulophagy
Cellular component (GO): Atg1/ULK1 kinase complex; extrinsic component of membrane; phagophore assembly site membrane
Molecular function (GO): molecular adaptor activity; protein kinase binding
Source: RefSeq, a predicted model, not a curated record